GAAGCUGGUCAUUGCACACUGCCACUGCAAUUUCUGGUCACUUACAGACACCAAAGCAAAAGUCAGUGCGAACAGAACUUGUGAGUCAGAAGGGCGAACGCUGCAAGUUGCCUACUGGCUCUUGCGAGGCUUUUAUAUUUUAAAGGUAGACGAUUUGGAAACGGAUUCUCUCUUCUCGGUAGCGGACCGGCUGUUUCUCGGGGUCUGAAGGACUGAGCAGCAGACUCGCCCAACCCUUCGAGAACAGUAUAACAGAUUCAAAAUUGAGCUGCUUUCUCUUCUACCUUUCCAAGAUGAGUGCCAAAUCUGCUAUCAACAAGGAGAUUUUUGCUCCACAUGAUGAGAGAAUGCUUGCAGCCGUCCAGGUCAAACGAAGAACCAAAAAAAAGAUUCCAUUUCUUGCAACAGGAGGUCAGGGGGAAUAUUUGACCUACAUCUGCCUGUCAGUGACCAAUAAGAAACCUACAUUGGUUUCUAUUACUAAGGUCAAGCAUUUUGAAGGAUCAUCAUCCUUUGUGCGAAGAUCACAGUGGACACUGGAGCAGCUUCGACAAGUGAAUGGUAUAGAUCCCAACAAGGAUUGUCCUGAAUUUGACCUUGUGUUUGAGAACGCCUUUGACCAGUGGGUUGCCAGCACAGCCUCCGAGAAAUGUACCUUCUUUCAAAUCCUUCACAAUAUUUCUCAGCGACACCUUUCAGACAGGAAGCCGGAGUUCAUUAAUUGCCAAUCUAGAUGGUUGGGUGGAAACAGUAUCUUACAUUCAGCUGCAGACAGUGUUACUAGUGCAGUUCAAAAAGCCAGCCAAGCCUUGAACGAACGGGGUGAGAGGUUAGGCCGAGCCGAAGAAAGAACAGCAGAAAUGAUGAACAGCUCCCAGCAAUUUGCUGAAACUGCACACAAGCUUGCAAUGAAGCACAAAUGUUGAGCAGAUGCUAAACAAAAUGGGAGCUCUAUCCGGUGAUCGUCACACAGAGAUGGAAGUCCAGUAUUGUACAUUUCCUUUAUUGGAAACUUACUCCUUAAACUCUAUGCUGCCAAUAUUAGAAUUUGUUUCAAUAUAUUUUUAAACUUUAAUCAGCAUUGUUGAACAAAACAAAUACUAGCUUAAUCGUUUUUCAUUGUUGUUAGAUUUCCAGGCUACUAUUGGUCCGCACUAAUUACAGACGUAGACUUUCAUGUUAUGCAGACGGCUUUUAAUUAAUGUCAAUGUUGUUGUAUACAAUAUUAUAGAUCUCAAUUUUUUUUCAAAGAACUUAUUUAAAAAUCUUGGAUAAACAUUUGGAAUGUGGCUCAGUGGAGUUUUGUAAUAGGAACUAGGCUACAAUAUAGGAAUUGGACUUCUCAAACAGCAGUCACAAGAUCAGUGACUGAGCAAUAUAGUGUGUUCAUCUUAAUGACAUGACUCUUCAUUUUGAAAUCUACCAGUCGUUGUCUUUACAACUGUGAAACCGACACUGGGAUAUUCUUCCUGACUCGAUGGAAUAGCUGGAUAUUACAUGGCUGGGAAUGCAGUGAAGGAAACUCGAGAUCUUUAAACUUAUAUCUGAAGAUUAGCACUAGUAUAUUAUUAAGUAGCAGCUGGACAUAAAUUGUUUCAUUUUGAAGAAUGUAUCUGUAACAUGUCAUAAGUUCAGGCAGUUUAUGAUAGGACUGUCAUUUACCUGGUGUUCUAGAGCAGGGAACAGUGUAGAAAAAUUGCUCUUGAUCUUGUACAACUGUUUUAAAUCAAAAGGCAAUCCAAAUACUUCAUAUACUUUGUUAAUUCUGACUGCAACAGAGUGCGUACUGUGAGGUCCUGUGCCUGUGUGUGGACUCGUGCUCUGACUUUCUGUUUCCAGUCUUAGUUGUCAUUAAAAGAUUGUACAACAUGCCUUAUUUGUAAAAAAGAAAGAAUACAAAUUAAUGAAUUAUUUGAGCAGUACUGUAAUUGGUAAUUAUUUACAUUUUUGUUUUAAUGGCAGAUUUUUUUUGAUGGAGUCACCUUGAAAUAAAUUCCUUGAGAUACCCUAGGUUACUCAUUCAGGUUGUACAUAAUAGCUACAUGUCUGCAGUCUGCUUUGGGAGAAUUCCAAUUAAAUUAGUAAGCCUCUGCUUCACUCUGUUCACUAGUCAUGAAACUAGCACUUGCUGUGUCCGUGUUAAUUUCAUGUUAUUAUUUGCAAAUGAAAUAGCUUCUUUUGUUUGACUAGCUCACAAUUUGCUAAUGUGGAGCUGCACCCAGAGUCUUUCAGAACCAAUUAUUUCUGCACACUAAAUUGCUGAGAACGCAAGCUGAUGGUGUGGGUGGGCCAUUCUGUAACCUUGGUAAACAAUAAGGAUAUCAGGUCAGUGAAAUGCAAGAAACAAAAUUAGUUCAAGGAAGAAAUUACUGCUGAGAAAGGGAAAACUAUAAGGUUUUCUUUGUUAAUUCCUCUCGGAACAAUUUCCUACCUGGAUGACUCCACCAUUUGCAGUUUCAUUUUAGUAUUCCUGGAUCGUAAGGGAUUGCAGGGAUAUAAAUCUGCAUUAACAGGCUUCUUAGGGCAUGAAAUAAGAGCACCAGCUUGCUGAUGC
Mobula hypostoma (lesser devil ray) is the source of this 2554-nucleotide messenger RNA. It is a transcript of the gene stxbp6, whose product is annotated as syntaxin binding protein 6 (amisyn). Gene Ontology annotation, molecular function: phosphatidylinositol-4,5-bisphosphate binding. The record is from RefSeq and is a predicted model, not a curated record. Bases 294 to 926 code for a protein of 210 amino acids. The transcript has 6 exons. Gene Ontology annotation, cellular component: exocyst; plasma membrane. Lineage: Eukaryota; Metazoa; Chordata; Chondrichthyes; Myliobatiformes; Myliobatidae. Gene Ontology annotation, biological process: exocytosis; Golgi to plasma membrane transport; regulation of SNARE complex assembly.